This is a messenger RNA of Olea europaea var. sylvestris, 2193 nucleotides long. Its product is annotated as beta-glucosidase 11-like. Bases 705 to 1961 code for a protein of 418 amino acids. The transcript is spliced from 12 exons. The record is from RefSeq and is a predicted model, not a curated record. NCBI's taxonomy places the organism in Eukaryota, Viridiplantae, Streptophyta, Magnoliopsida, Lamiales, Oleaceae. Gene Ontology annotation, biological process: carbohydrate metabolic process. Gene Ontology annotation, molecular function: beta-glucosidase activity.
UAAUAGUGAUAUGUUGCAACCAAGCGCAUUUCUCUCACUGCUAUUUCUAUUGGCGGCGUCGGCGGCGGCGCACGGCGGAGACUACAACAGAGCAGACUUUCCGGCUGAUUUUGUUUUCGGUUCUGGAACCUCCGCUUAUCAAGUCGGUUUCACUGUUUUGGUUCGGAUGAUCCGAACUCUUCAAUCUUCAUCAUUAGUUGGCUAAUUAAUAACGAAAGUGAAUAAAAAAUAGCAUGAUAUUCGUCAACCUUUCUCCAAAAUAACUUGAAGUUCGAUAAUUGUGAUCCUAGCACGAUUUAAUAUAAAUGAUAAUUUUAUUGAAAAUUUUUGUUUCAUUUUUAGAAAAUCCUGUUUAUUAUUCAGGUAUUUGUCUGGCUCUAAAUGUUAAUUCGAUUCAAAGAAUAUGUUUGAUUAAAUUGUUUUUAUGGUGUAGGAGAGACGAGAGAACAAGGCAAUCAAUUUUCGUUUCCUUUUUUUUUGUUCCUAAACUCGCAAAAUUCUAAAUCCUAACUCCACUCUUGAAACUUUGCACGAAUGAACACAAUCGAUGAAUACUAGUACGAGGGAGCAGCAUUUGAGGAUGGAAGGACUCCCAGCAUUUGGGAUACUUAUGCUUAUUCUGGUCAUAGCGGUGGAGCCACCGGAGAUGUAGCAUGUGACGGAUAUCACAAAUACAAGGUGCAUAAACAGAAGAUAUCGGGCUAAUGUUGGACAUGCAUUUGGAGGCCUUCAGAUUGUCGAUAUCAUGGUCAAGGCUUAUUCCUAACGGAAGAGGACCUAUCAACCCCAAGGGGCUAGAAUACUACAAUAAUCUCAUUGAUGAACUUAUAAGCCAUGGAAUCCAACCGCAUGUUACAUUACAUCAUAUGGAUUUACCGCAGGCACUCGACGACGAGUAUGGGGGAUGGCUUAGUCUAAAAAUUGUGAAGGACUUUGUGGUGUACGCAGACACAUGCUUUAGGGAAUUCGGUGACAGAGUUUUGUACUGGACAACCAUUAACGAGGCCAAUAUAUUUUCUGUGGGAGGUUACGAUGAAGGAAGCUCUCCCCCAGGACACUGUUCACUACCUGUCCAAAAUAAUUGUUCCAAGGGUAACUCCUCAAUUGAGCCGUACAUCGUGGGACAUAAUAUCUUACUUGCACAUUCAGCUGCUGUGAAACUGUACAAGAAGAAAUACAAGUCCACUCAAAAUGGUUUCGUGGGAUUUAACAUCUAUAGUUUUUGGUUUGUUCCUUAUACAAAUUCAACAGAAGAUGUGAUUGCAACUCAAAGAGCUAAAGAUUUUUACAUUGGUUGGUUAGUUGAUCCCCUUAUCUAUGGAGACUAUCCUGAGAGUGUAAAGAAAAAUGUCGGGAAGAGACUUCCAGCCUUCACCAAAUAUGAGUCUGAGCAAAUCAAGGGAUCAAUCGACUUUAUAGGAGUGAACCACUAUACAACAUUAUACAUCAAGGACAAUCCCGGCAACCUCCAAAUCGAUAACAGGGAUUUUGAUACUGACAUAGCAAUAGAGAUUAAAUAUAGUCAGGGCAAAGAAAUACCGGAUCAGUAUCCAAUUAUGCCUCAGGGUCUUUAUGGAGUGCUCGAGUAUCUAAAACAAGCUUAUGGCGAUAUACCAGUUUAUGUCCAUGAAAAUGGCCAGGUGGCACGACGCAAUGGAACACUUUAUGACAAAUCGCGGGUGGAAUACAUGCAUGCUUACAUCGGGAGCAUGCUUGAUGCUAUAAGGAAUGGAUCAAACACGAGGGGAUAUUUCCAAUGGACCUUCUUAGAUUGUUUUGAGUUGUUGGGUGGCUAUUGGCCAUCGUUCGGUCUUUACUACGUUGAUUUGGAUGACAAAAAUCUAACGAGAUAUCCCAAACUUUCUGCACAUUGGUACUCAAAUUUCUUGAAACGGAAAAUCGCAAGCUCAAAUGCAAUUACUGAAGUUGGGUAUAAUACUAUUGUUCCACGAACAAGUUAAGUUCUCAUUUUUAUUUCAUCUACUAGAGGUCAAGCUUGAUAUCUCGCUCCUGCAUUUGUACUUGUAUCGUAUCCUCUUUAUUAUGUAAAAUGAAGACAAUAAACACAUCAAAUGGAAGACGUAUCAUAGGUAUGCACGUAUGUCCAUAUAUUGUAUUUAUAAUCAUACAUUCGUACUAGGUGAGUACAUGUUGGGCAAUGCUAUUCUCUUAAAUCUCAUAGUUUUUUCUCUA